Messenger RNA from Vicia villosa (hairy vetch), 1605 nucleotides. Its product is annotated as xylan O-acetyltransferase 1-like. Gene Ontology annotation, molecular function: O-acetyltransferase activity. The record is from RefSeq and is a predicted model, not a curated record. The transcript has 5 exons. Gene Ontology annotation, cellular component: Golgi apparatus. The coding region runs from base 77 to 1441 and encodes 454 amino acids. NCBI's taxonomy places the organism in Eukaryota, Viridiplantae, Streptophyta, Magnoliopsida, Fabales, Fabaceae.
UGUUCAUUUCUUUCUCUAUAUUUUCACACCCUCCUUUCAUAACUAAAAGCUUUCUGUUAUUCACUCUCUCUCUCCCAUGAAAAAUCUUUUCUACUCAGAAACUGUAACAAUGAAAGCCACAAAGAACAACAGCAUUUUCAUUUUCUUUCUCGUCUUCUCCUUAUUCCUCUUUGGAGUCUUCAUGCACAACGAGGAACAGUUCUCAUUCCCAAGGAUCAAAUUCAAAACUCAAGAAAUCCAAGAAGACAAAACUGAAGAUAUCAAGAAACUAGACAAUGAUGCAACGAUAAAAAGUUCAAAGAACUCCGAGAAAAUCCAAGAACCGGUUGAUUUGAUCUCCGUUGUGUUAAAGAAGAAAAACGAGAAUCAGAAGAUUGCAUUGCCUCUAGAAGAUUGUGACUUCUUUACAGGAAAAUGGGUUUUCGAUAACGUGAAACAUCCUUUAUACAGCGAAGAACAAUGUGGGUUUCUUACUGCACAAGUUACCUGCUUGAAGAACGGAAGACGCGAUUCGCUGUAUCAAAAUUGGAGAUGGAAGCCAAGAGAUUGUUCUUUACCAAAGUUCGAACCAAGAGUUUUGCUUGAGAAACUUAGAGGGAAGAGGCUUAUGUUUGUUGGAGACUCGUUGAAUCGAAACCAAUGGGAAUCAAUGAUUUGUUUGGUUCAAUCUGUUAUUCCUCAAGGCAAAAAAAGAUUGAACUUAUAUGGUGCUCUUUCUGUCUUCACAAUUGAGGAUUACAAUGCAACAGUGGAAUUCUACUGGUCACCAUUCCUAGUAGAGUCGAAUUCAGAUGAUCCAGCGUCGCACGCUAUAUUCGACCGUAUUAUCAUGCCUGAAUCGAUUGAAAAACAUGGCGUGCAUUGGAAGAAUGUGGACUACCUUAUUUUUAACACCUACAUAUGGUGGAUGAAUACCGGCACCAUGAAAGUCCUGCGAGGAUCGUUCGAUGAAGGAGCCACCGAGUACGAUGAAGUUCCUCGAACAAAAGCAUAUAAGAGAGUCCUUAAGACAUGGUCAAGCUAUGUAGAUAACAACAUUGAUCCAAAUCGCACCAAAGUUUUCUUCAACAGCAUGUCCCCUCUUCACAUCAAGAGUGAAGAUUGGAACAAUCCUAAUGGAAUAAAAUGCGCGAAGGAAACUACGCCUAUACUCAACAUGUCCACUCCAUUACAAGUUGGAACUGAUCAUCGUCUUUUCGUCAUUGCCAGAAACGUGGCAAAAUCAACAAAGGUGAAAGUGAAUUUCCUAAACAUUACUACCUUGUCUGAGUUCAGAAAAGAUGCACAUACAUCAGUUUACACCAUACGUCAAGGAAAAUUGUUGACUCGAGAAGAACAAGCUGAUCCGGCUACUUAUGCAGAUUGUAUUCAUUGGUGUUUACCAGGAUUACCUGAUACAUGGAAUGAGUUGCUUUAUGCGCGUAUUAUUUCUAUUUCUUGACCAACAAGCAAUGAUGUAUAGAUAUAUCCUUGACACUUUUUUUUGUUACUUAAGUUUUCCCUUUAUUAUCUUAGCUUCUGUUAGUUUUGUCUGUGUGAUACUUGUAAUUUUUUUCUUUGGAGUUUUGUUUUAGCUUUCUAUUCUUGCUAGUUGAACUUGUAAGC